CAGUUGGGCUGGGCAGGAACUCUUCCAUCAUCUUGCUCUCGAUCGCUGCGUAGACCAUGUGAACAGAAUUCACAACAGUCGAGUGGCCGAGUCGAUAGCUGAACGCCAGGCUCAUUAGGGAGUCACCAGAAGCCAAAUAUCUGUGGAACACAAAAUGAAAACAUUUGUUAUUUACUUGUUGUUAACAUUUGUGUUAUGUCCUUCUAGUGACCACUUGCAUGAACAGAUGGAGGCUAAUACGAGACAGCUUCGUCAAGGCAGAAAAGAAAAUUUCAAGCGGGGCUGAUGCUGACUCUGUCCCUCCACAGCAUAAAUAUACGGAUUUGCUGACGUUCCUCCGGCCUCACAUCCAACACAGACGCCAAAAAAGUAAUGUGCGGCUUUCAAACCCAGCCAGCACCCCAGCUCGCACCACUACGCCCUCCCCAUCUAUCUCCACAGCAUCUGCCACAUUUGAAGUUGAUGAGGAAGCGGAACCCCGACCCACUUCAUCCCGCUCUGCCCCUUCUCCAGUGCCCCCUAUUCCCGGACCAUCAACCUCCAGGGAUGUGGAAAGGUCAAGAAGCCCCAGGGAAAGACCACAGCCCGUUUCCACACAGCAAAGUGCAGCACAGGACAGGGGGAGGAGGAGAAGGAGUCCAGCUGCACGUGGUGAUUUUCAGGACAGAUUGCUGGAGGUUCUGCAAGAGCCCCCUGCAAGACCUGAAGGCCCCAAAGUUGAGGCAUAUUUUUUUGCCUUAAGUUUGGUCCCAGUGAUGCUGAGGCUCAGUUCUGAUGGCCUAAGAAAGGCAAAAAUGGAAAUCCUGACCACUCUCCACCAAAUAGAGGAUCAGGAAAAAGCUGCUCAAGCCAUCAGGAGGCCAACACCUCUGUUUUGCCCUCCCCCACCCCCCACGGCCCCCUCAACUCCAAGAGUGCAGCCACAUUUUCAGUCCCCACAGGAUCAAAGGGCAUUUGGCUCAUUCACUCAAAUGCUGCAGGACACAAGCCAAAUGCCUCAAAGUAGUGAAUGCGAGGACUAUCUUCAAUUUUAA
Molecule: messenger RNA, 1034 nt
Organism: Cyprinodon tularosa
Lineage: Eukaryota; Metazoa; Chordata; Actinopteri; Cyprinodontiformes; Cyprinodontidae
Product: DNA repair protein complementing XP-C cells-like
Exons: 2
Coding region: 219-1034 (271 amino acids)
Biological process (GO): regulation of transcription by RNA polymerase II
Cellular component (GO): nucleus; transcription regulator complex
Source: RefSeq, a predicted model, not a curated record